Messenger RNA from Xylaria bambusicola, 3760 nucleotides. RefSeq lists its product as uncharacterized. Lineage: Eukaryota; Fungi; Ascomycota; Sordariomycetes; Xylariales; Xylariaceae. Gene Ontology annotation, molecular function: protein binding; ADP binding. The record is from RefSeq and is a predicted model, not a curated record. The transcript is spliced from 7 exons. Bases 1 to 3144 code for a protein of 1047 amino acids.
AUGAAAGACACAAUCUGCACCAAGGAGACUGUAAAGGAGAACGGGUUGAACCUCUGGGGUAUGCCGCAAGAUGGCCGUCCUCCCGAAGUAGAUAUUGUUGCCGUCCAAGGACUUGGCGCUCAUCCCUUCUAUACUUGGGUCAGAAAGGUUCCGGCUACCGGUGCCUCUACACCUCGAACGCGGAGUCGCAGUUAUCACUUCUGGCGUAAGGACGGAGACAAGAGUGAUGAUGAAGACUUGAAAGUAAUGUGGCUCCGAGAUUUACUUCCAUUACAAGUUCGAAAUGCACGGAUUGCUGCGUACAGCCAUCAACUUGAUUGGAAGGGCGGUGACAUUAAGGCUACCUUGAGAGAAUGCUCUGAUCAGUUUUUGAAUAUCUUGCUUCACAAAAGAGGUCGCGAUGAGGAACGCCGGCGUCCAUUAAUUCUGAUUGGGCAUAGUCUUGGGGGACUUGUUAUUCAGCAGGCACUUGUGAAUGCCGUUCAUGGUACCCUUUACUCUGAUAUACGCUAUUCUGUAACGGGGGUUAUCUUUCUGGGGGCACCGUUCCGUGGCAGCGGGUUGGCCAUGUACGGGGAGUGGCUUGCGAAAGCUUCGCGGCGGAAUGCUAGAUUACUAGCCACCCUAAGGAAGGAUGAGCCAUACCUACAUGGUAUGUCUUGCGACUUCUGGGCUAGUUAUGGGGACAGAGAUAUCGUCUGCUUUUAUGAGAAGAAGAACAAUGCGAAUUUCGUGCUUUUCAAACAACGUGUUGUGGGUUCUCAGUCAGCCUGCAUUAACGGCAAGAGAGGGAUCUAUAUGAAUACGGACCAUUCCGGACUGAACAAGUUCAGCGGGGAUCACGACGAGAAUUAUAAGCUCCUGCUGCCCGAAAUCCAGAGAAUGGUUAAUAAUGCACCGUCUGUACUGGCCAGUUUACAGAGAUCGCUUCUCGAACGGAUUCCUCCCGAUAUCAAAAGAGAUGCAUGCCAACGGACUGCCAUAUCUGGUGUGGGCGGCAUGGGAAAGACUCAAAUCGCUCUUGAGGCGGCCUUUCGGGUUCGCGACUCAUGUCCUGAUUGCUCUAUCUAUUGGGUACCCGCGGUGGACGUGGGUAGUUUCGAAAACGCUUACCGCGAAAUUGGCCGGAAGCUUGAAAUCGAGGGCAUCAACAACGUUGAAUCCGACAUCAAGACGCUAGUCAAAGAAGCACUGAACGGUGAAAGCGCUGGUAGGUGGUUGAUGAUAGUCGACAAUAUCGAUGAUAUCGAGCUUUUCGACGGCGGCGCGGGCCUAUCCCAAUAUCUUCCAACGAACUGCCAUGGCUCUGUUCUGUUUACAACACGCGAUUCGAAAGUCGCCGAAAAACUCUGUGCUACUUGUACACCCAUCGAGGAAUUAAAUAGAGUUGAAUCAACUGUGCUCCUCCAGGCAAGUCUGGAUGCGAUACGGCCAGACUGGUACCAGACAAAAUGUCAAGAUCCAGAAGCUGUGCGCAGGCUACUCGAUUCUCUAGGAGAUCUCCCUCUAGCUGUCAAGCAAUCAUCAGCAUUCAUAGCGACAGCACGAAUUUCGAUCCAUGAAUACCUCACAUUAUAUCGAUAUUGUGAAACAGAUCUAAGUGGAAGAGAGCUGAAUGAGGAAUGCGCCGAUCUCUGUCGCUAUCAAGAUGGCCCAGCUUUUUCCAGUCACGAAGUGAUUCCAGAUCCGGUCAUUCAGACCUUCCUCGUCUCCUUCAAGAGAAUCGCCGAGAGUGACGCGCUAGCGGCAGAUUACUUGAUAUUCAUAGAAGCGAAAGCCAUCGGUACCUUGAAGGGAUAUGGGUUUCUCAAAGAGCAGGAAAAUGGAGAUUCAUACGAUAUCCACCGACUAGUUCGUCUAUCAAUGAGGUAUUGGUUGGCACGUACAGGAGAUCUCGCUGGAUGGGCGACCAAGGUAAUUCAUCGGGUCGAGGAUGUCUUUGAUUUUACAUACCAUCGUAGCGAGGGCGACAAUGAGUGGGUAAGAUAUAUGCCACAUGCGCAAAGCAUACUGGUUUCCGCCCGCUGGUCCACCGACGUCGAUACGAGGGCGAAGCUGAUCCUCAAGGUCGCUAACAAUCUUGACUCUCAUCUUGGAAGGCAUGAAGGGGCAGUGGAGGGGUUGACGGAAGCACUGAGACUUGAAAUACAAGACGAUUCAAUCUUGAUGGGGAUCAAGAGCGAUCUCGGCAACAUGCUCUGUAUUUUGGGACGGCACGAAAAAGGACAAGCUCUAUUGGACGAGGCAAUGACGCGAUACCUGGCGAUGGAUACUAUUAGCAUGGAUGCGGUGCGUUGCGCACGCCGUCUUUCGUGGGCGUCAGGCGCGCAGGGCAAACUUGUCGAGGCGGAGAGACGAACCCGGAAGGCGCUCGAGUUGACAAAGAAAAUGGUCGACAACGAGCGCCCAGACGUCGGCUGUGUCGGUGACCUGGCUCCAUCGGACGUGUUUGCUGUUGAAGCACAGAGCCUGUAUCAGCGAGCACGGCUGGCCGAGCACAAUGAUGUAGCAGAGCAAGUCCUCUGGAUUAUGCGUGACUAUGCGGAAAAUGCCGGAGCGCGGGAAGACGACGAAGAGGCAGAGCGCACACUGCGGAGAGCGCUGGAGCUGGCUGAGUCUGCACCAGACAGCGACCAUCACAUAGUGCUCGAUGUGAGAAAGUCGCUCGGGUGGUUGCGUGCUCAUCAACCGGUAGAGUCGAAGUGCAUCGAGGGUGUCAACAUGCUUCGCCAGUUGUUGAUGGAGUCUCAAACAAGGCUCGGCGGAUUCCACCCGAAGACACUUGAAAUGAUGCGCUGUCUCGGCGCGGCGCUCGGCAGCCUCGGCAGGUUCGACCAGGCCGGCUGGAGCUUGGAGGAGGCAGUCACGACCCUUCGCCAGGCACUGGCGCUGACUCGGAAGGUACGAGGCGAGAAACACCCGGACACACUGCAGACCGUGCACAGCCUCGGAAUGGCACUGUGUGCGCAACCAAACCUCGACGAAGCAGCCAGCAUCUUUUAUCGAACAACCGAUCUGCGCAAGAAGGUGCUGGCCGCAGAACACCCCGGCACCCUGACUACCAUAACGAGCUCGGCAUUGCCCUCCACCAACAGGGCAGAUUGGAUGAGGCCGUCGCUAUGCUCCGUCGCACACUCGACCUGAAGAAGAAAGUGUUGGGAGAGGGGCACUCAGACACGCUGAUCACCAUGCAAAUGCUCGCCGUUGCCCUCUAUGACCAAUAUGAAUUGGGCGAGGCAAUUGCCGUGUUUCGCGAAACACUUAGACUAGAGGAAAAGGUGCUGGGCGACACACAUCCCUCCACCAUGGACACAAGGGGGUGGAUCGAGGGCAUCAACCAGGAAAUUUCCUAUAGGGAGAAUCCAAUGCCCUUUUGAUAAACAAGACCCGACGCGAGCGCCGUGAAAGUCUAACGCAGACUUGAGGUUGUUGUGGUUUACGUAGCACUGGUGGCAGAACGGCAAACCGUCGCAACGGAAAGCCGCGAUCGUGUGAGCCGUGCCGAAAGAUAAAGACUCGGUGUGAUCAUCGAGUCCCCACAUGCGGAAGAUGUCAGGCCAGGGGCAUCGCGCACGAGUGCUACUACCAUCCUGCACCACUAACCCGCAAUUCUCGGGGUGUUGAUAGUGUUCACGCUCGAAGCAGGAAAGGUGGAGGUGCCCAGUCGUCCGGAGCUGUUAACUGCGUUCUUCCAUCUAAACCUCUCUCCCUCACAUCAACUCCUACGUGGGGAGGCUUUGUUGAACUUCCUCGAUACUUG